AUGCAGGAUACAGAGUGCAGGGUUCAGGAUACAAGGGUGCAGGUUGCAGGAUACAAGGGUGUAGGAUGCAGGGUACAGGGUGCAGGGUACAAGGUGCAGGGUGCAGGAUACAGGAUGCAGGAUGCAGGGUGCAGGUUACAGGGUGCAGGAUGCAGGGUGCAGGGUUCAGAGUGCAGGGUGCAGUGUGCAGGAUGCAGGGUACAGGGUGCAGGGUACAGGCUGUCUCACACGAUGGCUUCCUGUGAAGAGUUCGAGGUCACAGUUCACGCUUCAGCUGGUCCCACCUGUGGAACCUUCAGCCACCUGUGGCUCAACCUGAUUGGCUCUCAGGGGGAGACUCCGCCCAUCAACGUGAACGAAGUCGACCUGCAUCUUCUGUCUGGAUCGUCGUGCCGGGUCCGGGUGCGUAGCGAUGCUCCACUGGGACGCCUGGUUCUGGUCCGGCUCCGUCUGGAGGCUCGGACCGGAUUCCCCGACCUGGACUGGCACUGCAACCGGGUGGAAGUCAGACCGGCUGAUGGACCGACGGAGGAGGAGGGGUCCGGGUCCACGCAGGUGUUCCUCUGCAACAGGUGGCUGAGGUCAGCCGACGGUGACGUAGAACUGCACAGCGGGAAAUUGUGUUUGCUGAAGGACGAGACGGACGAGAAGCUGAAGCAGCAGCGGCUCCAACAGCUUCAUCAUCAGCAGAAACUCAUCAGGUGGAGUAAGCAUGUGGACGGCGCUCCGCUCUGCAUGGACCUGAACAGUGUGUCUGAACUCGGGCCGAACCUCAGCUACACACACAAGAGUCCACCUGUCAACCUGCUUUACCUGAAAGGCUUCGCUGGACGAGCCGAGGCCUGGAAGAGCUUCAGCGAGCUGGAGACGUUUUUCAUCCACAAUGGAAAACAGAACAGCAUCGCCAAGUUCAUUCGGGCUCACUGGACAGACGACUGGUACUUCGGCCACCAGUGUCUGAACGGCUGCAACCCUCUGCUGCUGUGUCAGACCCGCCUCCUUCCUCCACACCUGUCCGUCACCUCCGACAUGCUCCGCCCCUUCCUGCCUGAAGACUCCUCCCUGGAGGCGGAGCUACAGAAAGGGAACAUGUACCUGCUGGACUACGAGGUGCUGGACGGUGUCACAGCCAAUGAGAUCAACGGGAAGCAGACAUACCUGUGCGCUCCUCUGUGCCUCCUCCACCUGAACCAGCAGGGACAGCUGCUGCCCAUCGCCAUCCAGCUGCAGCAGAAGCCUGGACCUGAGAACCCGGUCUUCCUGCCCUCUGACCCUGGCUCUGAUUGGCUGCUGGCUAAGAUUUGGGUCCACAAUGCAGACUUCCAGUGUCACCAGUUGGCCUCCCACUACCUGAGAACCCACAUGCUGGGGGAGCUGUGCUGCGUGGCCACGCUGAGGCAGCUCCCAGACCAGCAUCCGCUGCACCAGUUGCUGAUGCCACACGUCAGGACGUCUCUGCAGAUCAACUUCCAGGCCAGAGCAACGCUGCUGGCGGCUGACGGGGUUUUCGAUAAGGCGGUGGGCUGUGGCAUGCAGGCGUUAUCGGUCUUUCUCUCCCGAGCAUCGGCGAGGAUCUUUUACCGAUCCAUGUGCGUCCCUGACGACCUGUCCGACCGCGCAGUGGACAAAUUACCGAAGAGCUACUACGCCCAGGACGCGCUGAGAGUCUGGGACGCGCUGCACAGGUUUGUGGUCAGCUGGGUGGAUCUGUAUUACAGCGGAGACAAUGAUGUGCAGCAGGACUCUGAGCUUCAACACUGGAUCACUGAAAUCAACACACACGGCUUCACACACAACUCAGGUUUCCCUCAAUCAUUCCAAACCAAAGCAGAAGUUUCCAAGUUUGUCACCAUGCUCAUCUACAGUUGCUCAGCUUUGCACGCUGCUGUUAAUUUCUCCCAGCUGGAUAUCGCUCUCUGGAUGCCGAACUGUCCGGCCGCCAUGAUGCGUCCUCCUCCGCAGGUCAAAGGAACGGUGACGGAGGACGACAUCCUGUCCUUCCUGCCGGACGUCAACUCCGCCUGUCGCGUCCUGACGACACUCAGCCUGUUGUCGCAGCCCACCGUCAACUAUGUUCCUCUAUGUCACUACAAGGAGGCUGUUUUCCAGGAUGGCGCCCCCCGCAGGCUGGUGGAAAAGGUGCAGGCUGACCUCCGGGCCAUUGCUGAUGACAUCACGGAGCGCAACAGCCAACUGGAGCUGCCGUAUCUUUACCUCUGUCCCAGAACCAUCGAGAACAGCGUCGCCAUUUAG
This is a messenger RNA of Scomber scombrus (Atlantic mackerel), 2253 nucleotides long. RefSeq lists its product as uncharacterized. Gene Ontology annotation, biological process: linoleic acid metabolic process; lipid oxidation. The coding region runs from base 1 to 2253 and encodes 750 amino acids. Lineage: Eukaryota; Metazoa; Chordata; Actinopteri; Scombriformes; Scombridae. The transcript is spliced from 15 exons. Gene Ontology annotation, molecular function: protein binding; oxidoreductase activity, acting on single donors with incorporation of molecular oxygen, incorporation of two atoms of oxygen; iron ion binding. The record is from RefSeq and is a predicted model, not a curated record.